AUGUCUCACAUCGCACUGGUUGGGGGCGAAAAACAGGGCCCUAGGAAUUCAACCUCCACAGAUGCAUAUGGAAGAGGGAACACAUUGGCACUAAAGCAUGUCUCAAACAUGGUUGUCCACAUGUUUGCCCAAUGGGACCGUCGCCACCGGCUCCACGGCCGGACAACCCCGAUAGUCGAUGACGAAGGACAAUGA
Molecule: messenger RNA, 195 nt
Organism: Penicillium paradoxum
Lineage: Eukaryota; Fungi; Ascomycota; Eurotiomycetes; Eurotiales; Aspergillaceae
Exons: 2
Coding region: 1-195 (64 amino acids)
Source: RefSeq, a predicted model, not a curated record